Symbiodinium sp. CCMP2456 is the source of this 783-nucleotide messenger RNA. NCBI's taxonomy places the organism in Eukaryota, Dinophyceae, Suessiales, Symbiodiniaceae. The record is from the annotation of a GenBank genome assembly.
AUGGCAACAGCCAGGCUGACUCUGGUAUGCCUGCUUUGUACGGCUAACUCCCAAAGCCUGGCUUGUGGGAACGAGUCCACGUGCGUUGACUCUAUCAACAAGCUGCAGAUCGUCGGCACGCAGCGUGCGUACCUAGACAGCUACGAGUUGUUAAACCGAUCCCUUUCGGUUUAUCCAACCAGCGCCAGACUCUGGAGCCUCCAAGCAAAGCUGGAGACCUUCUACCUGCUGCAAUGGAGUCUUGCAGGAGACUCCAUCCAGCGGUCCUUAUCUCUGGAAGACACGGCGAACGCGCACAUCUUCCGUGGCUGGCUGUCUGCGACACCUGGUCGCCUUAACAAGACCUCGUCAGAGCAUGACUUCCUCGCAGCACAGCGACUUGCACCAGAAGAUUUCUGGCCACACUUCGAGAUGGCAGCGUGGCUGAGCCACGUGGCCGAUCGCUUUGAGGAUUCCCGCGCGCAGUAUGAAAUCGUGGAGGCCAAGGCUAGCGAGAACUCCUUCCUACAGUUCUUCUUUGGCCUUCUUCUGAAGUACCACAUGCAGGCGCCACAGGAGAUGGAGCGAGGGAAGGAGCUGAUCAAGAAGGCCCUCUGCAAGGCCUCCACCUUACCUGGGCAGGCCGCGGGGAACUUAGCCUUUCAGGCACAGCUCCUGGCAUCAAGGGGUCGAAGCUCUGAGGCCUUGGAAUGUUGCGAAUUUUCUGGGAAAAUCCUGGAUCCCUCGGAAACCAGCAUGCUGGUGGUUUGCAGCAUCAUCAGGCAGCAGGUGUUGGUAGUUUGA